AUGAUGGCCAUGAACGCCAAGCAGCCCUUCGCCAUGCACGCUGCCCUGCCGGAGCCCAAGUACUCCAGCCUGCACUCCAGCUCGGAGGCGAUGCGCAGGGUCUGCCUCCCCGCCCCGCAGCUCCAGGGCAAUAUAUUCGGGAGCUUUGAUGAGAGCCUGCUGGCCCGCGCCGAGGCGCUGGCCGCCGUCGACAUCGCCUCGCACGGCAAGAGCCACCCGUUCAAGCCCGACGCGACCUACCACGCCAUGAGCAGCGUGCCCUGCGGCUCCGGCUCCGCGGGCGCRGCCCUGCCGCUGCCCGCCGCGCUCCCGCACCCGCACCACGCCGUGCACGCGCCGCUCGACGGCGACCUGCUGGAGCACCUGUCGCCCUCGCUGGCCGUCGGGGGGCUGGGCGAGCCGCCGGCCGCGCCGCCGCCGCUGCCGCCGCACCCGCUGGGCGCCAUGGGCCACCUGGCCAUGGGCAUGGGCCCCCCCGGGGGCCCCGCGCCGCCGCUUCCCGCGCCGCCCUGUCUCCCCGACGUGGAGUCCGACCCGCGGGAGCUGGAGGCCUUCGCGGAGCGCUUCAAGCAGCGCCGCAUCAAGCUGGGGGUGACCCAGGCCGACGUGGGGGCGGCCCUGGCCAACCUGAAGAUCCCGGGCGUGGGCUCGCUCAGCCAGAGCACCAUCUGCCGCUUCGAGUCGCUCACGCUGUCGCACAACAACAUGAUGGCGCUGCGGCCCGUGCUGCAGGCCUGGCUGGAGGAGGCCGAGGCCGCGCACCGCGACCGCGCCGCCAAGCCCGAGCUCUUCGCCGGCGCCGAGCGCAAGCGCAAGCGCACGUCCAUCGCGGCGCCCGAGAAGCGCUCGCUGGAGGCCUAUUUCGCCCUGCAGCCGCGGCCCUCCUCCGAGAAGAUCGCCGCCAUCGCCGAGAAGCUCGACCUCAAGAAGAACGUGGUGCGCGUUUGGUUCUGCAACCAGCGCCAGAAGCAGAAGCGCAUGAAGUACUCGGCCGUGCACUGA
This is a messenger RNA of Nothoprocta perdicaria, 1002 nucleotides long. RefSeq names its product POU class 4 homeobox 3 (gene POU4F3). Gene Ontology annotation, molecular function: RNA polymerase II cis-regulatory region sequence-specific DNA binding; DNA-binding transcription factor activity, RNA polymerase II-specific. NCBI's taxonomy places the organism in Eukaryota, Metazoa, Chordata, Aves, Tinamiformes, Tinamidae. Bases 1 to 1002 code for a protein of 333 amino acids. The transcript has 2 exons. Gene Ontology annotation, biological process: regulation of transcription by RNA polymerase II. The record is from RefSeq and is a predicted model, not a curated record.